Molecule: messenger RNA, 3468 nt
Organism: Pecten maximus
Lineage: Eukaryota; Metazoa; Mollusca; Bivalvia; Pectinida; Pectinidae
Product: bactericidal permeability-increasing protein-like
Exons: 15
Coding region: 34-1515 (493 amino acids)
Molecular function (GO): lipid binding
Source: RefSeq, a predicted model, not a curated record
UCUCAUUUUAAUUGAACUUCUGUUUCCGACAAUAUGGCUGUCCGUGUCCUGCUCGGCUUUUCUACUUGUAUUAUAAUUUGUAUCGGAGUCUCGAGAGCUUCAGGAGAUCCCUUGUGUGGGUUGAAAGUACGGAUAACGUCCUCCUGUCUAAAUUACGCAAACACCGUCAUGAUCAAUAAGGUAAAAAGGAAUACAGAGGGAAACACCAUUAAGGACAUAAGUCAUGAAGGUCAUGACCUGAGUUAUUGGCUUACCAGUGUCUAUGUCAAAUCAUUGUCCCUAUCAAGUAGUUCGGUCACCAUACAUAAAGACACAGGGAUACAGUGGAGCGCUCGGGAUAUUGACAUUUCUGUCAGUGCUAACUAUAGAUACAGAUACAUCAAACAUAUGGCGUUCAUCCCGAUACAUAUCAGUGACCAUGGAGAUAUCGAUGCAACCGUCAGCGGUGCCACGUUUGAUGUACGGAUGGAAAUGGGAAUCGAUAGCACCAGACGACCAAGUGUACGUUCUGCAUCAUGUCACUCUUAUAUAGACAGAGUCAAUGUCCAUUUCUCUGGUGGAGGACUAGGACCAACGAUUUUGAACCUUCUCAGCUCGCCGAUAGAAAGUUAUUUCAAAAACGUUUUGAGAUCAACAUUGUGUGAUGCUCUCAAAAAAGUGGUAGAUGAGGACUUAGAAAAGUCACUGCACCGUGCACGCAUCACUUCAAAAAUUGGUUCAAAGUUUGUACUUGACUAUGGGCUACAGGCGCCUCCCGUAUUCAAUACAAGAUCCAUGGAAACAUUUCAUAAGGGUAUUAUAUACUGGAAGAAUAAAACCGAACCUUUGCCAUUCAGUCCGAGUCCAUUCCCGCCGGCUACCAGCACCAACAAAAUGGUGUACGCAUGGGUGUCGGGCUACGUGUUUCAUUCGUUGACUUACAAGGCGCAGAUGAAUGACAUUCUGAAGAAAACGCUCACGAACGAUGACUUUGCAAAUGGCAUUGGUGGGUUUCUGAAUACAUCGUGCAAGUUUGGAAGUAUGUGUGUUGGAAAGUUUUUACCGCAGUUGCAACAUCAAUUUCCUCAUCAAGUUGUUGAAGUAGAGUUAAAGUCUAGAAAAGCCCCAAAUAUCGUCUUGGUAAACGGAGAACUGCAUCUGAUAAUGAAUGGAAGCAUGGCUUUGUAUGUGAAACCGCCAACUGCACCAGAACGACAAUACCUCUUUACCAUGGAUGUGGAUAUGGCGUCUUCCAUCAAAGUCAGGUACUCCGCUGGUUACCUGCAUUCAAAGCUAGGGAAAAUGAACUUCAAUAUCUGCAUAUCGAACUCAACCCUGCAUCCACUUUAUGAACACGCCCUCAAUUUCAUUAUGCAAAAUAUAGUGAAACAUUACAUGCAACCUGAAUUGGAUGACCAAGGAGCGAAAGGUUUACCUUUGCUGAAGUCGGAUGACAUCAAACUCAUCAACACAGACCUAACACUCACACAGGACGCCAUUAUCAUAGGUACUGAUCUGGAGGUCAUUGACAUUUGAUUGGAUGGUCCAAGUUGUCAUCACAUUACCUGAGAUGACCUCCUGCGCAAGUGACAAAAACAACAAACAAAACCAGAGUUCGAUAGAAAGUGGACAAAAUUAAGACUGACCAACGACAUGUCACAUGUACAUGAUGUUGCUAAAAUUGCAUGGAUGUUUAAAAACAAUGAUCACAAACGCGUGGUAACCAAGACCAAGUAAAUGGACGUAUCUUGUAUCAUAUGGAAACCUUACGUUUGGCUAUAGUCUCAUAGUUCAUCAUGAAGAGUUGAGUUGAGUGGCCUCUGUAUACAGACAUCCGAAACGCGUACCCUGACGCCGACUUGCACAAAAUUAUUUUUGUCCAGUACUACGCAGAAUUCAGAAUAAUGUGUUAGCGCAUUAUGCUAUGGGCUUUAGUGGUUUUAGGUCAUAUGCACGAUACUUCAUCAAAACUUUUUCUAACGAGGAAGAGUUCAAAUAUAUUUGCCAUGUUCUGUUUUGAUGUUACUUCCCUAUUUAAAAUCAUUAUGAUACGAAUGAGAUUAUUGUAUGCUGAUGCAGUUUGUUCAUGACCUCUUCGUAAAGGUCAGAGUAUGAUGUUCCAUAAUGAAGGAAGAAAUAUAUUGACAUCCCCACUUUCUACACCACUACAAUACAGUAAUCUACAGAUGAUUAAUCUGUUUACCUUAUCUACAUCAGAAGGUACGAUAAUGACAACUACUGUAUAAUACACACACACACGUACGGAUGGAAAAGCCCGAAUUUGGAGGAGACCGAAAUGUCUGGGGAAACCCCACGUGGUCCGGCUACCUCGUAACGUUCCCGUUCGAUCGAGGAAUUGAAGCCGGUCGCCUUGGUGACAGGCAAUGUGUAACCACUGUGCCAUCCGACUACAAAACAGUUCUUCCUUACUUUUUCUUAUUUGCUUUGUAAAGUAAUGUAAUGUGUGUAAUUAUGAAUUAACUUCAGUUUCUUUCUAUAAACAUGUAUUUGGGGUUUUUUGGAGGGGGGGGGGGGAUUUAUACAGUUUUAUUUUCUAUCAUUUGUAUUAAAAAGACAACUCUGCACAUUUUGACAAACAAUUUCCCGCAAUAGGUUCGGUGGCCGAGUGGGCUAGGUACUUUAUCACUAGCCCUCCACCUCUGGGUCAUAAGUCACGAAACCUACGUAGGGCAGUUGCCAGGUACUGACCGUAGGUCGGUGGUUUUUCUCCGGGUACUCGGGCUUUCCUCCACCUCGAAAACCUGGCACAUCCUUAAAUGACCCUGGCUGUUUUAAUAGGAACUUAAACAAAAUAAACCAGAUAAACCAAAUUAUCCUGCAACUAUCCCUUAAAUGUCAACGCAUUGGCAAACAACAUAGAAGAAUGCUAUAACACACAGAAAUACAAAUGGUCGAAACGAUUUUUUCAAAACAAAAUUCACGAAUACCUGAAGUAAAUGGAGCAAAUUAUUAGUCAUCUUAAUAUUUAAUAGCUAAAACUUAUGCCUUUGUAACUUAAAACUCUGUCCUUAUCCACGUUACUCCCCACAUCUCAAAACCUAGAGGAAACUCUCAUCAUUCGAUUUCCAUCUCUCAACAGAAAUAAAUAAGUUAAUAUAUAUGUAUAACUGUUUUCCUUGUUUCGAUCUCUUUUUUCUGUCUCCGCCCCACCUCCCAUCCCCCACCCUCUCGCCAUAUUUCAUAUUUAGUGUUUUGAGUGUGGAGAUAUACUUUUCAUGUUUGCAUGUAGUCAUGGAUGUAAAUGAAAGAACGGCUGCAUAUAUAAAUAUUGAUUCAAUAAGUAAGUUUGUAAUAGAGUAUAUGAUGAUAUAUGUGUGUAUGUAAGAAUAUAUGUGUACUGUAUGAAUGAAAAUGCAGUAGUAAUAAACUAAAUAUUAAUUUGUAAUACUGUCUCUGUGUGUCAUGUGAUUAUACAUGUGUGUAAUAUAUUAUGUUUGUACAAUAUGAUUUCAAAAUAAAAAAACAAAU